AGAAAAUACAUUUCGACUAAUAACAGACAAUAAAAAAAAAAUGGGUUUACAAAUAACUAAAUGUUGUUUCUGCAUUCCGUUGAAAGCUGGUGUUAUAAUUAUAUCAUUAUUUUGGCUUUUCGUAGCUUUAUUCUUAAUUAUAUUCAGAGUUUUGAGCCUUAAACUGUAUAUGCAGGAUAAAGAAUUAAAAGAAGUUUCAGAGGAAUACUCUAUUACCUUUACAUCUGUUAUCAUAAUGAUAGUCCUUAAUGCAUUUGUCACGCUCGGAACAGCAUUUGGGUUGUAUGCUGUAAUUUUUUCGAAAACGUAUAGAAUGUUGAAGUUAUACUCUACAUUUGGUUUAAUCGUGACAGUAAUUGAAGUUAUAAUAGGUAUAGCAGUAAUUAUUAAUUCAAUAGUUUUCGGAUGUGCAAAAGGACAAAAUUCGUAUUUAUGUAGAUUAGCACCAUACGAAAUUGUUUUUGAAGUUCUUUUGACGGUGUACUCUGCUUUAAUAAUUUCAGCUUAUGCAUGUAGAAAAAAGGAAAAAGAAGCAGCAGCUGUUAGAAAUUUAAAUGAAUCAUCCGAUCAAACUAACCAUAAUUUUGUAGUCGUAUAGAUUAAAAGAGUACAUUGUAUUUUCUCUAAACUGCGUUAUUAUAAUAAGAUAACACAUUAAACAAUUAUCAUAUAUUAAAAUAUAGUAUUUUAUA
Rhizophagus irregularis DAOM 181602=DAOM 197198 is the source of this 692-nucleotide messenger RNA. RefSeq lists its product as uncharacterized. The record is from RefSeq and is a predicted model, not a curated record. Lineage: Eukaryota; Fungi; Glomeromycota; Glomeromycetes; Glomerales; Glomeraceae.